AUGAAUUCAGCCGCAGCUCACCGAAUCACGUCACCAAGGUCCUCAUCCCUUGCCAAGAGACUGCCGACCUCACCGCCACAGUGUAUGGAGCACACAGCACUCAUUCUUGCUCCCCAAGGCUAUGCACCCUUCUAUGAAGUCACGGCAUUCGUCAGCUGGGGAAACAUGAGCACCGGAGACUAUUCAAUCUCUAGCUGGCUUUCCCACAUCAACUUCUCCACCGUUAACCCUUCACUGAACUUGAGACACUCAUAAUCCCCCAUCACUUCCGCUGUUACUUCCCCCAUCACAUCCUCCCCCGACUCAACAUCCCACACUCACCGCACCCUACCAAAUCCGGAGACAACCCCCACCCUCUCGCGAACCAGCGCCGGCCUCUCUCCCGCCUCGGCGAUGUCGGCCGCUUGCGACGCGGACGUGCACGCGCGCAUUCUCGCCCUCGUGCACGGGCAGCUAACGUCCGAGGAGCAAAGCGACGACAAGUCCCACGCCUUCCUGAGCGCGGGCACGGCCGCGCGGUACCUACGCGCGUACAAGACCGAGGCCAAGGCUGCGAAGAACGUGCUCGCCACGUACCGCUACCGCCGCCUCGUGCGCGCGGACGACCUGGGCGUGUCCGAGGCCACGUUCCGCACGGUGUGGGACGAGCUCAAGAGGCGCAGCAUGUUCCUGGCCGCCCUGUCGGACGCGGACUACCCGCCGUCCCCGGUCCUCAUCCUGCGCAAGAAGGAUGACGCCUUCCACCGCCCCGACUUCGAGGACUUCCGCCGCGCAUUCUUCUUCACCCUGGACUGCACCGCCCGCCUCGCCGACCGCGGCCUGGGGGACGCCGCCACGCAGCAAGGCCAGUGGGUCAUUGUCAUGGAUAUGCAGGGGUAUAGCUCGAAGAAUAGUCCCCCGAUCGCCGUUAGCAUGGAGACCAUGCGCAUAUUUCAGAACCACUUUCCAGAGCGCGCGAAGAGGAUCGUCGUUCUCGACGCACCGAGGGCGUUUAACGUGCUGUGGCGCGUCGUGCGCAACAUGAUUGACCCUGUUACGCGCGCCAAGUUUCUCUUCACCUCACGCGCGAUUGGCGAGGAAGCGCUUGGUGAGCAGGUGGGCGCCGCGGUUUUGGAAUGUAUCAAUAUGGACUUAGAAACGGGGAAGGGAGCCAGCGCUAAGAUGAUGGUCGACGCCGGAUUCUUGAUCGCUCCAGACUGCUAGGCAUACCCCGACACAAGCCAUGCCAACCUUGCGAUGCUAAGGUGCCAUUUCCCCUUUUACUCUUUUCCGUAUCAACACUUCCACCGUUUAGAUAAUACACAGGUGCCAAAUACCGAGUGUGAGGCUGUCGUGCCAACUGUUCAGAUAUACAAGGCACGGCUAUCCCUCCUCCCUCUACAACCGCACAGGAUUGCAAACCACUAAAUUUACUGUACACAA
Molecule: messenger RNA, 1422 nt
Organism: Chondrus crispus (carragheen)
Lineage: Eukaryota; Rhodophyta; Florideophyceae; Gigartinales; Gigartinaceae
Exons: 2
Coding region: 1-255 (84 amino acids)
Source: RefSeq, a predicted model, not a curated record